AUGCCGGUCGCCGGAACCAGCAUCUCACCUCGCAGAAAUCAAAGAAGCAGGGUAAUUAAAGCCAAAGUACAAAUGAACCCAGCUUGGGAAUGCUUUAAAACUUUUCCGAGUGUUCUUUAGAGCGCUCUGAAGCCGAAAAAUAAUAAAUCCAGUUUUUUAAGCCUUAUACCCAUUCCAGGUAAGCCUUUAAGUGGUCUUUCUCAAGGUUUAAAUCCUGUCCAGCCAUACCUCGAUUCAAUAGCAAAAUUCGAGAAAACUGUCCUUUAUGUAUCUGGAUUCUUUAGAGACUUUCUCGGAAUCGUAACAGAAAAGUUUUUUGGUAGUAAAAUCAUUGAAACUUGGUUGGGUACUUUAGAAGGGUCUAGUCGUAAAAAUUGCGUCUCUCGUUUUUUAGUAGAGUGAUGACGCAUUUAAGGCUCUAGAAACCAUCAUUUACUCCACAGAAAAUGAAGGUUUCUAACUUUGGACCUUCAUAACUCUACUAAAAACUAAAAGACGUUUUGUUCUGAUAAUCAGGCCGCUCUAAGGCACAUUCAAGCUAAGUUUGAUCAAUUUCUCAAGCUGGGAGUAGUUGUACUUUCCUUGAUAGGUGAAAAAGUCCGACUUUAGACACCUGCAAUUAUAAUCGAUGAGGAGGAGGAGCCAGAAGUUCCGCAGUCCUCUGGGACAUGUAGAGGACAGGGCCGAAGGAAGGUUCAAAUUUGCGAUGCUCAAGACAUUUCGGUUGCCGGACCCAGUGUCUCACCUCGCAGGACUCGGAAAAGCAAUGUAAUUUCACUUUGAAAAUCUUUAAACGAGGGUGAAAAGAGACCCAGCUCGGAAAAAAAAAAAAUUAAAAUUUGCUGAGAAGUCCUCCAGAGCAACCUAGACACUGCGAAACAUGUCGCUUUUUUGACUGAUUUUCUAGAAAAAAGCGGGAUAAAUAAGGAGAGUUGAAAAAGUUUUAAAAAUUCCCUGAAAGGACUUUGGACUUGCUGAUUCAAAAUUUCAAUUUUUUUUCUGAUAAAUUUCACGUUAAGCUUCACUAACACGUGCUUCAAAGAGGUUAAUGUUGAGGAAAAAUCACCAAAUCAUGAAUUUUCAUAAUUUAUCUGUGAUCCGAACUUCCUAUAGUACCUCCCAAGAAAUUUUGAUUAAAUUCCAGAGCUGGGUCUAUUUUCAACUUCUUUCACGCUGGGUGAAAUCCAAUUCAAGAUAGAUUUUAGACACCCAUAACCGAUGAGGAAGAGAAGAAGCCAGACAUUUCAACUAAGGGACAAGGCCGCAAAAAGGUUCAGACAUGUCUUUUUGUGAAACUUUGUAACGGCGAAUGUUUAAAAAAAAAAUCACUAAAUCAUGUUUUUUUAAUAACUGAUCUGUUAUCCGAAGAUCCUGUACUCCAUUUCAAGUCCAAACGACCUCAAAAAGACCUUAAAAAGAAUAGUCUAAAGCUCCUUUUUGAGUUCCCUAAAAUGUGUCAAAAGUUUUUCGGAAUCUCCUUUCCUUCAAUUUUUCCCCCUUACAAGGGAAGUGUUUUUGGUGGCCGGUUGAACUUUUGUUGAAACUUUGCUGAAAGGUACUAUAAGACCUCCUCUUUCCAGAACACAAAUAAAUUUCUCGCAAUAGAUCUCGUUUUCGAGUUAUGAAGCUUCAAAGUUUGCACGCUGAAUAAGUGCUGCAAGGAAAGGGGGAAUGUGGCUCGCGUACAAUCCCUCCACUCCAGUUGGCAGCGUGGUAUAGUGGCUAGCGUCCUUGCCCUGCGGUGUCUCUGACCGGGGUUCGAAACUUUUUGAAGAAAUUCGUUUUUGUCAAAACUUUCCUAGGAGGAAUUUAUCGUCAUUGAGGAAAUAGACCAAAACUUUCUUUCCAAAAGAACAUAGUUUCUCAUUUCAUUCGUUUUACCAAGACUUUCGACAAACAUUUUCCUUCGACCCAUGGGCAUGAUCAAUAGAUCACUUUCUGCAUUUUUUUCUCAAAAAUCUAGAGGAGACUUACUCAUCUUGCUGUGGCGUAAGUUUUUAUUUGAUUCCUUCAAAUUUAUCAACUGGACUGAAACGCUGAUUAAAAGGCAUUUUGAACUUUUGGGACCAAAAAAAUGGACUAUUAACCAUGUUUAUAAGCGGAAGAAAGCUUUUUAAUCGGUAUAUCGAAACAAAAUGAAGAAAUAUGUUGAUUCGGAAAAAUUUUUUUAAUUGAUUUUAACAAUGUCGAUAAAUUCCUCCUAUGAAAGUUUUGGCAAAAACGAAUUUCUUCAAAAAGUUUCGAACCCCGGUCAUAAGCACUGCAGUGCAAGGACGCUAGCCACUAUACCACGCUGCCAACUGGAGUAGAGGGAUUUUACGCGAGCCACAUUCCCUCUUGCUUUGCAGCACUUAUUCAGCGUGCAAACUUUGAAGCUUCAUAA
This is a messenger RNA of Caenorhabditis auriculariae, 2383 nucleotides long. The record is from the annotation of a GenBank genome assembly. NCBI's taxonomy places the organism in Eukaryota, Metazoa, Nematoda, Chromadorea, Rhabditida, Rhabditidae.